GAAAGGAAGGAGAGGAUGAACUUGUCCCAAAGCUGGCGUGAAAACGAAAACGAAACGACACGAUGGAGACCAAGUGACUCAAGUUUGGACAGAGAUCAGCCGUUCACAUUCCAGCUGGGAGUUGGCCAAGUUAUUAAAGGCUGGGACCAGGGAUUGGUGGAUAUGUGCGUGGGCGAAAAAAGGAAGUUGACCAUACCGCCGGAACUCGGAUACGGGGAGAAAGGAGCCGGAAACGUAAUUCCUGGAGGUGCUACUUUGUUAUUCGAAGUUGAGCUGAUCAAUAUCAGCGACUCGCCGCCAACCGCGAACGUGUUCAAAGAGAUCGACAGCGACCACGACAACCAAUUGUCCCGCGAGGAGGUGAGAGCAAUGGUGAGCGAGUACCUGAGGAAGCAGAUGAUCGAGGCGGAGCAGGGCGGCGCCGGCGACAACGAGGAGGUGAAGAAGAUGCUGGCCGACCACGACAAACUGGUCGAGGAGAUCUUCCAGCAUGAGGACAAGGACAAGAACGGUUUCAUCUCGCACGACGAGUUCAGCGGGCCGAAGCACGACGAACUCUGAAGCCUUCGUGCCGCGUCGCCGCGUCUCCGAGCACCGCGUCGCCGACGGCGUCGUGUCUCGCGCCACCACGUGUUCACAUCCGCGCGGAAUCGUCUCCUCGAGUCCUGUCCAGCCCACCAGGAACACCAUUGAACACAGAUUGGAACUUUAUGGCAGUCCUUAGCCGGUGUCGUGUCGAUCGUUUGUCCCCGUUUGUUGGACUGUGUUCAAACGCGAACAUCAACAACGCCUUUCGACGCGUCAGCCGCGCGGUGCGCACGAAUACUUUUUCAAGCUCGAGGAUAGAACAAACCAGAGAGAAAAAAAAAAAAAAAAAAAAAAAAAAAAAAAAACAAAAAGAACGAAAACGAAACAUCGCGGAUGGAUCUCUUCUUCGCUAGGGGAUUUUCUCUCGUGAAAGAAGGACACUGGGCCAGUCGUGCGAUCGAUCGAAGCGUCCGAGAGGUUGUUGGAUCCUUUUGGUGAACUCGACGGAGAAAUGGACCGAUAGAGUAUCAAAAUCGGUGGGAGGUGAGAUUCAGUUAUACAGUCUCUUACCAAGGUUCCUUCAAGAAGCUCGAAGAUCGUGAGUCUGUGCUGGCUUACUCGUGCAAUUGGAGAGAUCGGAGGGAAUUAAUGGUAAAGCUGCGCUUGGCAUGUCGCGCGUUCUUUCGAACGAAAUGAGGUUCUUAGAAGAAUCGGUAUAAAGAGAGAGAGAGAGAAAGGAAGAACUACCUCUUGGGAUGUAUCGACUGUGUCUUCGAGUGUGCUCUCGAGACGUUUAUCCCCCGUCUGUCGACGAACAUGUUUCCCCGAGGACGGAAGGCUUUCGACGAACGCUCCGCUCGAAAUAAUCUAUUGAUCCAAUAUAAUUACGCGGGUGUGUAAGAAUGGAGAAGAAGAAGAAGAAGAAGAAGAAGAAGAAAAAGAGGAGGAGGGAAAAGAAGGAACUAGACUAGAGGUGUAGUCCGAGGAAAUAGUUUCGAGAUACUCUGCCGCAUUUCUGAUCGGAGGCCCAGUUUCCAAGGGCGCGUUCCCGACGAUGUAAACCGCGAAUUUACGUUUCACGCUCGCGAGUAGUGAUUGGGCCAUGUUGAAGGAAAACAUGACUGGUCGAGCGAUCAAAUUCUUGGCACGAAGCGAGGCUGUUCUAACGUAAUAUAAUUAUACAAAAUAUAGAUAGAAAGAGAGACAAAGGGGAGAGAGAGAAAGAGAGAGAGAGAGAGAGAGAAAGAGAGGAAUGAUGAUUUCAUGCGAAACAGAGAGAACAUGAGAGCAACUGAGAGAAAAUGUGUUUUUUCUACACGACUAAUAGAUGUUAGCGUAUUAAUUAAGCGCAUCGACGUAACGGUGCUAAGAAUCACACGCGAAACUGUUCUAUCCCUCUCUCGAGAAGCUUCUUCUUUUUUGAUCCAACCCCCCUCCCCCCUUCCCCCUGCAUUUUUCGCCGUUUUCACACACGUAAUUACACACUCGUACAUAUGUAUCCGUACACGUACGUACACUCCUGCUGAAAAAGUUUUGGGACCAUCCUUUACUCGUUGAAUAAAACCAAGAUUCUUUCGACAUUAUUUCUUGAGAAGGUAGGACGUUAGAGUUAAUAACUCUUUGAUUUUUGAACUAUCGUCAAUUAAUGUGUGUUUUGAUACGUUUUGGUGAAAUAAUUUUUAAAUAUAAUGCAACAUCGCGAGUGAAUAUUUCUUCUGAAAUUCUGACACGCUCGAAAUUUUUGGGCGAGAGUGUACACGCGCGCACAGUUGCCCCUUUUUCACGAGCAUCGAUAAGCCCCGCCGGCAUUCUCAGCCACGAAUUUUACGCGAGAGACAGGCAAUCCAGGACUCUGGUGGAGAAAAGGAAUUCGAUAGAGUCAGAAGCCGCGAGACAACCUCGAGGAUGUUGCGUGGUGGAGAUGGAAUGGCGGUCGCGAAGCAACGGCGAUCUUUUUUCUUCCGUGAUCGACGCCUCUAUCAUUAUUACACUUUUAACUGAUACGUUUUUAUUACUACAUUAUAUUGUAUGUUGUUAAAGUUGGAUGAAGGUUAAUAAUAAAUCGUGUGUCUUGAGCACAGUUUGUUAUAAAAAGUUUGUGUUUGUUCGAUUCGCACGCAGCUCCAAUCAUUCCCUCGUCCCUUCUCUCAAAAAAUUCCCGCUCUGGACCCUCGAAUUUAUCAAGAGUAAAAUGCAAAUCGAUACAAAGUGUUCGGAAAGCGAGAUAAUUUCACUUCCUCGCGGAUCGUCUGUAAUUCAAUGUCAACGUCAGUCGAGACUAGAUCUCGGGAAUUGAAUGGGAAAAAAAAGAAAGAAGUGGGAAAACGGUGAAUUGACAGGACAACCAACUACUGCUGCUCUCAAUUUUAUUUCAAGAAUCAGUUUCGCAGAAAAAAGAAAAUUACAGUAAUGACGCCUCGCAGCGCGAUAAUAAAGUGAUGAUUAAAUUAAUUAAGUUGCUCCUCUCGCCGUUCGAAACAAAUCACACAAAGUCUCUCUCGGUCGUCUAGGUAUUUCAAAAUUCACUACCUAAGAUAUCGGCAGAAACAAAAUCGCUAUCUCUCGUAUUCUAUGAACGCUUGUAGUCUGUUUUCUAUUUUCUCCUUCCUUGUCGUCGAAAAAAAGCAAAAAAAAAAAAGAAAGAAAGAAAGAAAG
Frieseomelitta varia is the source of this 3183-nucleotide messenger RNA. RefSeq names its product peptidyl-prolyl cis-trans isomerase FKBP14-like (gene Fkbp14). The transcript has 5 exons. Bases 16 to 561 code for a protein of 181 amino acids. Lineage: Eukaryota; Metazoa; Arthropoda; Insecta; Hymenoptera; Apidae. Gene Ontology annotation, molecular function: peptidyl-prolyl cis-trans isomerase activity; calcium ion binding. The record is from RefSeq and is a predicted model, not a curated record.